This is a messenger RNA of Fonsecaea nubica, 1038 nucleotides long. RefSeq lists its product as hypothetical. Gene Ontology annotation, molecular function: oxidoreductase activity, acting on the CH-OH group of donors, NAD or NADP as acceptor. The transcript has a single exon. NCBI's taxonomy places the organism in Eukaryota, Fungi, Ascomycota, Eurotiomycetes, Chaetothyriales, Herpotrichiellaceae. The coding region runs from base 1 to 1038 and encodes 345 amino acids. The record is from RefSeq and is a predicted model, not a curated record.
AUGGGUUCCAUAUCAGAACGCGCCAUUCCGGCAGGAAGUCUGGUCGUCGUGAGUGGUGCCAAUGGUUUUAUCGCAAGCCACGUUGUUGAUCAGCUUCUGCUGGCUGGCUAUCGUGUCAGGGGAACGGUCCGCAACUCUCAGAAGUCUGCAUGGUUGAUUGACUAUUUUGGCAACAAAUAUGGUCCCGGCAAGUUCGAGCUGAUCGAAGUGCCAGAAAUGGCCAAGGAUGGAGCUUUCGACGACGCUAUAAAAGGCGCCUCUGGAUUCAUUCACACAGCAACACCCGUGAUGGUGUCGUACGACCCAAAUGAAGGCAUUCCAAUCGUGGUAAACGGCACUCUGAACGCACUCGAAGCUGCGGCCAGUGAGCCCUCAGUCAAGCGCUUUGUGCUGACUUCGUCUUCCACUGCUGCGAUCAGCCCAAAGCCAAAUGUCGAGUUCAGCGCAGAUGAAUCGACUUGGAAUGACGAAGCCGUCAAGGCAGCCUGGGCUCCUCCUCCCUACGAAGGCGAACAGAGAAAACUCGAUGUGUAUUCGGCUAGCAAGACACAGGGAGAGCAAGCUGCUUGGAAGUUUAUGAAAGAGAAGAAGCCUGGCUUUGUCUUGAACACAGUUCUGCCAAACUGCAACAUGGGUCUAGUGCUCUCACCUGAAAAUCAAGGAGCACCAAGCACAAUCGGCUGGCUCAAGGCACUCUGGAACGAGUUCAAGGGGCAAGAGAAGCUCGCAUUCAAUCCGCCGCAAUACUAUGUGAACGUUCAAGACAACGCCCGCAUCCACGUCGGCGCCCUGAUUUGUCCGGAUGUCCAAGGAGAGCGCUUGUUUGCGUUCGCGAACCCUUUCAACUGGAAUGAUAUUCUGGCCAUAUACAGGAAAUUGUACCCUGAGCACAAAUUCAUGGAUGAUCUACCCGAUCUCGGUAGGGAUCUCAGCAAGAUCUCGAAUGGAAGGGCGGAGGAGAUUGUGAAGCGGUUUGGAAGACCGGGAUGGACGAACCUGGAGGAUACUAUCCGUGACACUACGAAGGAUUGGUCUUGA